AUGACCAUGUCAUCCUGGCCCAAUAGUAACGAGACCUCGGACGACGAUGACGAGUUCAUGAGCGAGUUCAGCAGCAUGCAGAUGGAGUCUUUUCAAACUCCUGACACUGUGAUAGACCCUAGCUUCUGUGGGCUUGUGACAGAAUCUGACAGAAGGCGCAUCUUGCACAGGCAGAGGGCAGGCAAGUUUGUGGCAUUUGAAGGCACUGACACUGGCAGGAGAUUCAUAGGAUGUGCUACUGAGGAGGGUGUGAACUGUGGUGUUCUGGAGUGGGUAGAUGCCCCCUGGCCUAAGGAGCUUGAUUCUCUGGCCAAUCAGUAUAGCCAGCUGGUGGAUGAUGUGUCCAAGUUGUUUGAUUAUCAGGAUGGAAUGAAAUCUCAUGACAUGGAUUGCACAAGCCAGGCAAUCAAUGAACUGAAGGAGAAGAAGAAGCAACUUGAGGAGCAGGCAAAGAUUGAGCUUCAAAUGGAGAAGCUUAAGCUCAAAAAAGAACAGACGUGCAUCCUUCAGAGUCAAGCUAAUAUAAUCCAAAACACAAGGAAGGCCAUGAAGGAGAUAGAGGUGGACAGAGACCUCCUUAAAGAAGAGAAGAAGAAGCUGGAGAAUGUCAUUGCUGAGCUCCUGAAGGUUGGUCAUGGGUGCAAGGAAAAGUUGGACAAGAUCAAGGAAGUUGUGAUGGAGGAGUGA
Aegilops tauschii subsp. strangulata is the source of this 687-nucleotide messenger RNA. The record is from RefSeq and is a predicted model, not a curated record. Lineage: Eukaryota; Viridiplantae; Streptophyta; Magnoliopsida; Poales; Poaceae.